AUGGCAGCGAUUUUCGAUGUGUACAGUCAACGGGUGGUAGACGAUAGGAAGGUGAAUGUGUAUCAAAUUGGUAGUUGGGACAUGGUCAGCGGUCUGUACAUAUGGGACAAACGAAGCACAUACCAGAAACGACGAACCUUCGGAGGCAUUACACUGAAGGGUCUCCGUCUCAAAAGCGCACUGACUGGGGCCAAUGAGCCAAGUGGCAUCAUAGGAGAGCUGUUAUGGAAUAGUUUGUCAGUGGUUCACAAUUUUAGCAUCAAGCAGCACACAGGGCUGACCAGCAAUAACACCUCACAGUACGAUAUCAUUAUAAAUCCGGUAGAGGUUGAUCGCAACAGUGGUCAAAAGUUCGAUAUUAUUGCAGCCGUUGGGACGUCGCGGUCCGUGGUACUAUUUCUGCAUCCGGAAGACGCUUUUAGAAGAAACAUCUUUCUCCGGCCGUUUAGUUUACAACUCUGGUUAGCCGUUGGAGGGCUGUGUGCUGCGACGGGUCUGUUGAUUCAUAAAAUGCACCAUCGUCCACCGGGAAAUAGCGGCCGGCACAAUCGAUCGAACGAAGACUAUAACAUUAGUGGGCUCAGCCUGUACGUGGUGGAAAUAUUUAGCCAACAAGGAUUUACUGCGCCAGCCAAUUCGUACGGGAUUCGUGUUAUGCUUCAAACGAUAUUUAUUUUUGCGGCACUACUCCACCAGUUCUAUAUCGCUCAUAUGGUCGGCUAUCUCCUGGUGGCUCCUUCUAAGACUGUUACAACGUUCCGAGAUCUGGUGAAAAACGAAUUCACCAUCGUUGCAGAAAACGACGACGACGAGGAUCUUGUCAGGCUGAAGACCGCAAGCGGACACGCGUAUUGCAACAUUACCGAAGGAAUAUCACUUAUCGCUCGCAACAGAACGGCUUUUCUCUGCGAUGCUCAUCGGGCCUACAGCUGGAUAAAUAGACUUUUCACCGACGCCGAUCGAUGCCGGCUGCAGGAAAUACCGUUAGUUCCGCAAAGGUCCAUCUACUUGGCCCUUGCGAAGGAUAGUCCGUUCAAGGAGGCGUUUCGCAUUACCCUGCUCAAGAUCACCGAACAUGGGUUGCUGCACUAUCAACGGAAACUUUGGUUUGCCGAAAAACCAGAGUGUCCCGAAAAUGGGGUCAAAAUGCCGGAGGUUAACCUAGAUCAAGCGUCCGGGGCUUUCUGGCUUUUGCUGUUCGCCGGGCUCGCCAGUAGCGUUUUUCUGUUGUUGGAAAUCGUCAUUAAACGUUCCAGACAUGGCGGUGUCUGA
Anopheles cruzii is the source of this 1272-nucleotide messenger RNA. Its product is annotated as ionotropic receptor 75a-like. Gene Ontology annotation, cellular component: membrane. NCBI's taxonomy places the organism in Eukaryota, Metazoa, Arthropoda, Insecta, Diptera, Culicidae. The record is from RefSeq and is a predicted model, not a curated record. The coding region runs from base 1 to 1272 and encodes 423 amino acids. The transcript is spliced from 7 exons. Gene Ontology annotation, molecular function: ligand-gated monoatomic ion channel activity.